Manduca sexta (tobacco hornworm) is the source of this 1618-nucleotide messenger RNA. RefSeq names its product helicase domino-like (gene dom). Lineage: Eukaryota; Metazoa; Arthropoda; Insecta; Lepidoptera; Sphingidae. The record is from RefSeq and is a predicted model, not a curated record. Gene Ontology annotation, cellular component: Swr1 complex. Gene Ontology annotation, molecular function: histone binding; ATP hydrolysis activity.
AAAUAUAUCGCUCGCUUACUUGUCUAUGUGAGCAGUGGAAUCUACUGAAUCUACUUUUUCCCAGAGAAGUCAUUAUAAUUACAAAAUAUGAUAGUAGACAAGUUGCAGAAACCUGUAAAAUCCCUUAAAACAUACCACAACCUGUGAUGCUAACUGAUCUUGAUAUUCGGAAGGGAUUAAUUUCAACUCGGCGACAUGACGCGAACUUCUUUCCUUUAUGUCGUACAAUAUGGCCGCCGUGUUGUAUUUGUCCAUUGUUGUUUACGGCGGAUCGGCAGACUGCGACAGUUAUGACUGUGUUACAGUGAAAAGAUAAAGUUUUUCAAAAGACAAGUGUGACAUUGGACACGUUUUAUUUUAUUGAUAGUGUAAUUAGGAAUCUUAUUGAAAUACGUGCAAUUCAUAGUUUGUGUUUUCGAUGCUAGACCGGUGAAUAAGUGGAGUGCGUGCAGUGAUUAUUUUUAUAACGAAUUGGUAGCAGUGUAUUAUCAACUCGAGAUGUCACAACAUGAACGGACGCGAUGAGCUCGCCGCGCCGUCCGAUCUCAGUGCAUCCCCGCAACUCAUGGGCGUGGAGCGCGGCGUCGGCGGGCGCGCGCUCAAUGGCGGCGCGACUGGGGGCGCCGCGGCGGCCGCGCCAGCGCCUGUCGCCCCGCCCGCGCCUCCCGCCUCGCCCGACGGCGCCGAGCCGCCGCGUAAGCGCGCGCGCCCCUCACGGCCCGACGACGCGCCAGCGCUGCGCCGAGCAAUCCUCGAUUGUCACUUACAGCGUCUGAAGGCGCUACGCGAAAGGUUCACGGAGCAGCUGAGCGAGCUGUAUUUCCUGCAGGCGGGUGGCAACAUGAUGGACUAUGCGACGUGGCGGCGGCGACCGGCAACGCCGCAGCUGGUGGCGUUUUUGGAGGCACGCCGGCCUCCGCCUGCGACUGAACAGGUCCCUACUGUGUCUAUGCCAGUCGCAACGGCAACGCCCGCGCCUUUGAUUAUACCUGCCGUGGCCAAUCUGACGCCCGCAAGCACGCCGGUCGUUUCGCCUGCGCCAGUUUCUGCCACAGUACAAAUUGCUGCCCCUACGCCGACUCCUGCGCCUGCACUGGCGCCGGUCCCAAUUCUGACGCCCAUCAACACACCGCUGCCGGCCGCUGCGGCGCCCGUCACCAACACCACUCCAAUCCCUACGCCCACAAUCACACCCACUCCCACCCCCGCGGGAGCACCAGCGGCGCCACCUGUGCCUGCGCCUGCGUCUACAGCUGCGCCUGCUGACGAGAUGGUGGAGAAGGCCAAGCAAGAGGCAUACGUGGCGCGGCGUGUGACGGAGCUGGCGCGCGCUGGCUUGUGGACAGAACGGCGGCUGCCGCGCGUGCUGGAACCUCCACGCUCGAAGUCACACUGGGAUUAUCUGCUCGAGGAGAUGGCCUGGCUCGCCCAGGACUUUGCUCAUGAACGCAAAUGGAAGAAACAAGCCGCUCGUAAAUGUGCUCGUGCAGUUCAGAAAUAUUUCCAAGACAAAGCUUUGGCGGCACAAAGGGCAGAAAAGGCUCAAGAGAUGCAACUUAAAAAAAUUGCAGCUUUUGCGGCAAAAGAAAUUCGCACAUUCUGGUCAAACGUGGAAAAA